UAUUUUGCCAGCCACUUCAUUAUGGGAGGAGAGAAGUUUGACUCAGCUCAUCCUGAAGGUUACCUGUUUGGAGAGAACAGCGAUCUGAACUUUCUGGGGAACAGACCAGUUGCGUUCCCUUACGCCGCCCCACCUCCCCAAGAACCUGUGAAGACUCUGAGAAGCCUGGUCAAUAUCCGCAAGGACACGCUGAGGCUCGUCAAAUGUGCUGAGGAAGUGAAGAGCCCUGGAGAAGAGGCCAGCAAAGCUAAAGUCCACUACAAUGUUGAGUUCACCUUUGACACAGAUGCUAGGGUAGCCAUCACCAUCUAUUACCAGGCCAUGGAAGAGUUCCAGAAUGGUAUUGCCAGCUACAUUCCCAAAGACAACAGCCUCCAGUCGGAGACUGUGCACUACAAGCGAGGAGUGUGUCAGCAGUUCUGCCUGCCCUCCCACACGGUGGAUCCCUCCGAGUGGGCCGAAGAGGAGCUUGGCUUUGAUCUGGACAGAGAAGUUUACCCUCUAGUGGUACAUGCCGUGGUGGAUGAAGGAGACGAGUAUUUUGGCCAUUGCCAUAUACUGCUGGGGACUUUUGAGAAGCACACAGAUGGAACUUUCUGUGUCAAGCCCCUCAAACAGAAACAAGUAGUAGACGGGGUCAGCUACCUCCUUCAGGAGAUCUAUGGAAUUGAAAACAAGUACAACACACAAGAUUCUAAGGUGGCUGAAGACGAAGUGAGUGAUAACAGUGCCGAGUGUGUGGUGUGUCUCUCGGAUGUCCGGGACACCUUGAUUCUGCCCUGUCGCCACCUCUGCCUCUGUAACACCUGUGCAGACACCCUGCGCUACCAGGCCAACAACUGCCCCAUCUGCCGACUGCCCUUCCGGGCACUGCUUCAGAUCCGAGCCAUGAGGAAAAAAUUGGGCCCUUUGUCCCCAACCAGCUUUAACCCCAUCAUCUCAUCCCAGACAUCUGACUCUGAAGAGCAUUCAUCCUCAGAGAAUAUUCCACCAGGCUAUGAAGUAGUAUCUCUUCUGGAGGCCCUCAAUGGGCCCCUCACCCCAUCCCCAGCAGUUCCUCCACUUCACGUGCUUGGAGAUGGCCACCUCUCAGGAAUGCUCCCUUCGUAUGGCAGUGAUGGCCACCUGCCCCCUGUCAGGACCAUCUCACCUCUUGACCGCCUGUCUGACUGCAGCAGCCAGGGACUCAAACUCAAAAAGAGUCUCUCCAAAUCCAUUUCCCAAAACUCUUCCGUGCUGCAUGAAGAGGAAGAUGAGCGUUCCUGCAGUGAGUCGGAGACACCGCUCUCUCAGAGACCAUCAGCUCAGCAUCUCGGAGAGGAAUGUGGUGUGACUCCAGAAAGUGAGAAUCUCACCUUGUCGUCAUCUGGAGCUAUUGACCAGUCGUCUUGUACAGGGACGCCUCUGUCGUCCACUAUUUCCUCCCCAGAAGGCCCUGCCAGCAGCAGCUUGGCCCAGUCUGUCAUGUCCAUGGCAUCCUCCCAGAUCAGCACCGACACCGUCUCCUCCAUGUCUGGCUCCUACGUCGCCCCUGGCACUGAAGAGGAGGGAGAGGCUCUCCCUUCCCCCCAGUCUGCCAGCAGGGCCCCCUCAGAAGAAGGAGAGGGAAAUGAUGUUAUGGAGGAAGAGGAUGGAUCACCCACGCAGGAAGAUGGCCAGAGGACAUGCGCAUUUCUAGGUAUGGAGUGUGACAAUAACAAUGACUUUGACAUCGCAAGCGUGAAAGCACUGGACAAUAAGCUGUGCUCUGAGGUCUGCUUACCUGGUGCCUGGCAGGCUGAUGACAAUGCCGUCAGUCGGAAUGCCCAGCGCCGGCGCUUGUCAUCCAGCAGCCUGGAGGACUCUGAGACGAGGCCCUGUGUGUGGGGCCCCUUGGCUGUCUGAGCCCCAGCCUUUGCACUUGGGCUCCUCUCCUGCCCCUGCAUUCCAUCCAUCCUCACUCAGCUGCUGCCUCCUGGGCAUCCUCAGCAAGAUGCUGGAGACUUUUCAUCCUCCUGUGACAGCUGUUACAACCUGUAACCACAAUCCCUCACCUCUCAGAGGGAACUGGAGCUCUCCUUUCUCCCCGUGACCUAAAGCCACUCAAUGAACUGCAGCUCACGAGACCCUUUGCAGGGACUCUGGAAUGCCCCCACGGUAUCUUGAUGUUCAGGUGGAGCUGGGGUCCAUGGGCUAAUUUCUUACACAUCUUUUUUCUCCUUAGGGGGUAGAACAAGAAGGCUUAGAGUUUUGGCAGCUUUGUUACAAACAUCCCUCUGGCAUUUCCUGGUCUCUGGCACAUCAUAACCAAUUGGAAACCUGCAGUUUGGGGUAGGGCUGGAGGAUGGCUCCUGUGAAAAGGGAGAGCAAUACUGCACGGAUAUGGCAUUUCCCUUCACAAGCACUAGGAGCACCUUUCUCAAGGACAAGAAAUGGUAGCAACCAAAAGGUUGGUUGAAAGAAAAAAUCCUUCCUUCUGGUAGCAGAGCCAGUCUCCUGGGCCUCACGUGCCUGUCUGCU
This is a messenger RNA of Mandrillus leucophaeus (drill), 2499 nucleotides long. It is a transcript of the gene RNF157, whose product is annotated as ring finger protein 157. Gene Ontology annotation, biological process: protein ubiquitination. The record is from RefSeq and is a predicted model, not a curated record. Bases 22 to 1884 code for a protein of 620 amino acids. Gene Ontology annotation, molecular function: ubiquitin protein ligase activity. NCBI's taxonomy places the organism in Eukaryota, Metazoa, Chordata, Mammalia, Primates, Cercopithecidae. The transcript is spliced from 17 exons. Gene Ontology annotation, cellular component: cytoplasm.